AUAUUUCAACGCCUGACCCAUCCUCUUUCACUUCCACAUUAGCUUCCUCUACCUCUCCGUCUUCUGGAUCUUCAGAUCCCUCUUUGACACCUAACGGUAGAACCACCACUAACGCCUCCUCAACGUCAAAUAACAAUGUUAAAUAUAACUAUACUACCUCUUCCGCUCAACCCUCAUACCUCACAACGAACCAAUUUCAACAAGCAUACCACCCUUUCCCAUUAUUAGAUAGAAGUCACACACCACGAAAUAUUGCAUUAUACUCGUUCUUAAUUGGGACGACUUUUGGGAUAGGUAUCUCGAUAGCUGUUGCCUCAAAUACAAUGCCUCAGUUAGGUAUGUUCCUUGCAGCAUUAGCCUUCUUUCACAUAAUGGAAUAUUUGUUGACAGCUAUGGUUAAUUCGGACAAGUUGUCUUUGGAUGCAUUCCUUAUACAUAAUGGAGUCGCGUAUCAUAUAGCGCAUAGUGCUGGUCUGAUCGAAUUUCUAACAGAGUUAUAUUUCUUUCCGGAAUUGAAAAAGAUUUGGUGGGCUAAAUUCAUAGGACAAACAGCACGAAGCCUCGCAAUGUGGCACGCAAAACACAAUUUCUCUCACCAGAUCGCCUUUCGAAAACAUCGCGAUCACGAGUUAGUCACCACUGGCAUAUACAGCAUCUUACGACACCCUUCAUAUUUUGGGUUCUAUUAUUGGGCGGUGGGCACUCAAGUGUUGCUGUCUAAUCCUAUCUGUUUCGUUGGUUAUUGUGUGGUGUUGUAUCGGUUUUUCCGAGAUCGAAUUCAACACGAGGAGCCGUUGUUAAUUAAGUUCUUUGGCGAGGAUUAUGUGGCGUAUCGACAACGAGUUAGAGCGUGGCUUCCGUUUAUAAAAUAG
Ambispora leptoticha is the source of this 872-nucleotide messenger RNA. NCBI's taxonomy places the organism in Eukaryota, Fungi, Glomeromycota, Glomeromycetes, Archaeosporales, Ambisporaceae. The record is from the annotation of a GenBank genome assembly.